Molecule: messenger RNA, 1262 nt
Organism: Aplysia californica (California sea hare)
Lineage: Eukaryota; Metazoa; Mollusca; Gastropoda; Aplysiida; Aplysiidae
Product: histidine-rich glycoprotein
Source: RefSeq, a predicted model, not a curated record
AUCCAAACGAACGAGUAGAUAUAAUUGGCAAAUAUAUAAGUACCAGAUCUUGUUCUAUUGUCUGCACAUUUAUACCGACCUGCUUCAAAGGUACCGACAGAGUCAAGCAGGAAACUUGUUACCAGUAGCUAUUCAGAAAUAGAAGAUCAAUAACCGAUGGUAUAUUAUUUGGACUCUACAAUAAUAAUAUAGAUCCAGUGAUUAUCUCGUGUUUGAGAGAUUUGUGCAAGGGGCGACAAGUCAGGAGGUCAGAAUGUCUCUUCUCAACGUCUUCUUUUGCUGCGUUAUAUUCGCCGUUUGCACCUCCCCCGCGGCUUUUGGUGCUGCGAACGAUCACGCUGAAGGAGGAAUGGCAACCACUCUCAUCAUGGCAACCACUCCCACCAUGGCAACCACUCCCACCAAGGCAACCAUUCCCAUCAUGGCAACCAAUCUCACCAUGGUAAUCACUCCCACCACGGCAACCAAUCCCACCAUGGCAACCAAUCCCACCAUGGCAACCAAUCCCACCAUGGCAACCAUUCCCACCAUGGAAACCAGUCCCAACAUGGUAACCUUUCUCACCAUGGCAACCAUUCUCACCCUGACAACCACUCCCACCAUGGCAACCACUCCCACAUAUUUGAUGAAAAGCAUGCUGAACCUAUGAAGAAAGAUGCCGAAGAGGACAAGGCAGUCUUGAGGGUCCUUGCCGACGUAAUUUUCAGUUUGCUGGGCGUGAACAACGACGACGAGUAGUUGACAGGUCACAAACCAUAGGUAUGCAUGUCGAAUGAUGAAUCUAAGACCAAAGAAGUCCUGAUUAGAUUUCAUCUCAUAAAAAAAAGAAUCAGUCUACGUCUCUCUUAGAUGAGUAGUAGCCUUGCCAAUAAUUAGUUCCCAAAGGAAGUGAAACAAAAUUAUCAAUUUUAAAUGGUAGCAUUCGAAGCUAAUCGUUUGAGAAAGAUUUAGAGCUAUUUGCGAAGAAUGCAAACAUUCCCAAAAUGUUAUAAUAAUUUGUGCAUUCAUUCUGAACGUCUCAACACCAGCCUUGUUAGUUUUCUGAAAGUCUAACCAGCACGAUAUUUGACACAAACCAAGUAGCGUUCAGAGACAGGUCGCUGUUCGAAAAAUUUGUGUACUGUCUCUUUUUUUAACGCUGCUACUCUGUUUAAGGUACAUCAUGUUUGCUUACUUAAAGUUAAUAAAUGCACAUUGGUUUCUUUCAUGAAGGAAGUGUAUACUGAAUCAAAAAUGGAAAUUAAAAGACUGAACAACACAAA